Molecule: messenger RNA, 5429 nt
Organism: Triticum dicoccoides
Lineage: Eukaryota; Viridiplantae; Streptophyta; Magnoliopsida; Poales; Poaceae
Product: putative disease resistance protein RGA3
Exons: 4
Coding region: 39-4352 (1437 amino acids)
Molecular function (GO): ADP binding; DNA binding
Source: RefSeq, a predicted model, not a curated record
CAUUUCCUGCUACUGCUUCCGCCGGUAUCUCCCAGGCGAUGGAGGCGGUGGAAGACACCACGCUGGAGGCCGCGAUUGGGUGGCUUACAGAUACAAUCCUCGCAAAUCUCCCAGCCGGCGGCAAGCUGGUUUCCUGGAUUCGCCAAGCUGGCCUUGGCAACGACGUGGAGGAGCUCAAGUGUGAGGUGGAGGCAGUGGAGAUGGUGGUUUCUGCUGUGCAGGGGAGGGCGGCCGGAAACGAGCCGCUGACCCGAUCUCUUGCUCAUAUCAAGGAGCUGCUCUACGAAGCUGACGAUGCGGUCGAUGAGCUCGACCACUACAGGCUACAGAAGGAUCUGCAACCAGAGACGCUGCUCGAAAUGGAUGGACACGGAACUCAGCAAGUUGAGAGAUCUAGAGAAAAUACUGAUGAUGUACAGAGUAGCAGCAAUGGCAAUGGCAGGUUACGUUCCAAGGAAUGGAAUCACUUUGACAUCACAGAGUUUGAACAAAACGGAGGUCCUGCCAAAGCAAAAUGUAAGUACUGUAAAACAGAGCUUAUGUGCACAACCAAAAAGGGGACAUCAGUUUUGCGCAAUCAUCUCAAUAGCAAAGGUUGUAGCAAGAAACGUGGAGCAACUCACCCUUCUUCAAGCACUGCUGAUGCUACUAUGAUUCCUACGCCUGUGGCAGCUGGUAAUUCGUCCAGCAGGAAAAGGUUGAGAACCAGUCAGGAGUUAACACACAUCACCACAGCUAACCCAAACGGUUGGAACAAGGAUGCAUUUUUCGAAAGGAUACAAGACAUCACCAGUCAGCUGCAAGUCAAACGAGAGGCAAUCACAAAGCUUCUCAAAAUACUUGGGUCAGACUCUGGUGGUGCAAGUUCUAAUCAUCACUGUCAUAUUACAAUCUCAGAUGCACGCCGAAGAACAUCAGCUCUUGUUCAAGGGAAAGUGUAUGGGAGAGCUCAAGAGAGGGGAUCCAUCAAAACGUUGAUAAAAAAACACAGAUCAACUGAAGCUGUAACUGUUCUGCCUAUUGUAGGCAUAGGAGGAGUUGGGAAGACAGCUCUCGCUCAGCUUCUAUAUAAUGAUCCAGCUUUGGAAAGUCAAUUUGAUCACAAGAUAUGGAUUUGGCUUAACAACUUUGAUGAAAUGAGACUCACAAGAGAGAUGUUAGAAUGCGUCUCCCAAGAAUCACAUGAUGGACUAUACAGCUUUCCCAAGCUUCAGGAGGUCUUGAAGCGUCAUUUUAAAUCAAAGCGGGUUCUACUCAUAUUAGAUGAUGUGUGGGAAGACAUGGAUGAUUGCCAAUGGAAGAGAUUAUUGGCUCCUUUCAAGUCUGACAAUGCAAUGGGCAACAUGAUAAUCAUGACAACUAGAAAGCCGUCCGUUGCAAAGAGUAGAGGUACAAUUGGACCAAUUAACUUAGGUGCUUUGGGAAAGGACCAUUUUUGGCAAUUGUUUAAAUCAUGUGCGUUUGGUGACGAAAAUUAUGAAGCGCAAGCAAGUCUAAGUGACUUAGGACAAGAAAUAGCACAAAAGUUAAAAGGGAACCCAUUAGCAGCACAAACUGUCGGGGCACUAUUAAGAGAUCAUCUUACCGUGGAUCAUUGGAGUAACAUUCUGAAGACUGAAGAUUGGAAAUCCCUGCAACACACUGGUGGCAUCAUGUCUUCUUUGAAGCUUUCAUAUGAUGAGCUGCCAUACCCUGUACAGCAAUGCUGGUCAUAUUGUUCUAUAUUCCCCUAUGAUUAUGAAUAUCCUGCUGAGGAUCUAGUUCGUCUUUGGAUUUCUCAGGGAUAUGUGAAGCAUGAUCAUUCAAGUAAGAGUUUGGAGGAGAUAGGACGGUGCUAUCUGACUGACUUGCUGAACCUGGGCUUGUUUGAACAGGUUGAAAGAGAUAUGUUCUCUCUUGGUCGCCUAAUGCAUGAUUUUGCAAGGCUAGUUUCAAGAACCAAGUGUGCAGUUUUUGAUGGUUUGCAAUGCAAUGAAAUUUUGCCAACUGUACGCCAUUUGUCUAUAUUAACCACUUCUAUAUAUAUGUGGGAUGAUCAGACUGGGAACAUACCUCGCAGUGAGAGGUUCGAAUUUUUAUUGCAAAAUAUAGUCACAUCAAUGAGAAAACUGAGAACAUUGGUGCUAAUUGGGGAAUAUGAUUCCUUUUUCUUCAAAGCAUUUCAAGAUGUAUUUGAAAAGGCACAGAAUCUGCGUCUACUGCAAAUAUCUGCAACAUCUGCUGAUUUUAAUUCCUUCCUGUGUAGCUUGGUAAAUCCUACACGUCUUCGGUAUCUAAACCUUGAUGAUGGUUAUACUGAGCAGAAGGCUUUGCCUCAUGUUUUGAGAAAGUUUUUCCAUCUUCAGGUAUUGGAUAUUGCUUUCUUUAAGUCAUUGCAUACGCUUCAUCUCGAGGAUUGUGGAGAAUGGAAAAUACUUCCAUCUCUGAAAAUGCUUCAGUUUCUUAAAAGGUUGAAGUUGAGCAACAUGCAGAGAGUAAGAGAAGUGUUGGUUCCGCCAUUGGAAGAGCUGGUUUUAGAUGGAAUGCUAGAUUUACAUAUAUGUUCCUGUACUUCCAUGGGGGAUAUGAAGUCUAGUUUAAGGGUGCUGGAGAUCCAAAGUUGCCCUACACUUGAGGUGUUUGACCUGUUUCAGAAAGGUCAUAACUACGAAAUUGAGCAUAAGCCAUGGCUUCCCAAUCUGAGGAAACUCAUUGUGUACAAUUGUCCUCAUCUGCAAGUACAGACCCCACUUCCACCUUCAGCCAUAUUUUGCGAACUAUUAAUCAGGGCAGUUUCAACAAUUAUGGAGAUGGAGGGAUCUUCCAUGGAAACAUUAAAGCUUUACAAAUAUGAACUUCCGCGUGAGAUGAUGGCACUCGAUGACAAAAUUUUGGCAUUCCAUAAUCUUAGGGAUAUCAAAUACUUGGAGAUAUCGUGGUGCACAAACCUAACAUCUAUUUCAUUCAAAGGAUUAAGUCAGUUCAUCUCUUUAAAGAGUUUGAAAAUAGUGGAAUGCACAGAACUUUUCUCUUCAGAUGAUGUGCCACAACAGACCCAUGAAGACAUGUUAACUACAAAUGAUGCUGCUCUCCCGUCUCUCGAAAGUCUUCGUAUUGAAGGAUGUGGAAUAACGGGGAAGUGGCUAUCUCUGAUGCUGCAACAUUCACCGACUCUGAAGGAAUUGUAUAUAGAUCACUGCCCGCAGUUGAAACAGUUAAAGAUAGAAGAGGAAGGAAAGAUUCAGUCAAACCUUCUCUCAGCUUGCGAGGCCUCGUCAGCAGGAUAUCUAUAUGAUGCAUCACGAAGUUCAGUCCGAGCGUCAUCAGGAUAUGUAGAAGACACACAAACAAGCUCAGCUAUAGAUGGACUCGUGCACAUUCCGUUGAAUCUCAGAAAGAUAACAAUUGAUGGAUGCCCUCAUCUAAUAUUUGACGGGAGUAGGGAAAGUUUUGCUGGAUUUACCUCGCUUGAGGAGGAGGUAGAGGAAGACGACCAAGAGAACGGAAGAUGUCUCUUCCCGCAAUCACUUGAACAACUUGUUUGGUCUGAUUAUUCCCAAAUAACGCUACGGCCUUGCUUUGUGGGUAAUCUCACUUGCCUCAAAAAGUUAAAAGUAAAGAGCAAAAGUUUGGAAUAUCUACAGCUGGAUUCCUGUAGGUCAUUGGAAGAUUUGGAAAUUGUAUUUUGCAAUCAUCUCGUCUCUUUGGAGGGCAUGCAAUCGCUUGGAACCCUCAGGUCUUUGGAAUUAUUUAAUAACUUCAGAUUAGAAUCUCUACAGCUGCAUUCCUGCACAUCGCUGGAAAGUUUGGAAAUUCGGUAUUGUAAUUCGCUCGUCUCAUUACAGGGCUUACGAUCCCUCGUGAACCUCAAGCAUUUGAAAAUAGUUGAGUCUGCUGCCUUUUAUUCCUUUAGCACAGUGGAGAAUUAUGAGCCAAUUGAGGGGAUUUUGAGUCAUAGCUAUGAAUUAUUCCCCGCACUGGAAAGUCUCGAGAUCGAUGACUUGUCUCCCCUUAACAUGUCAUUCUGCAAGGGCCUCACCUGCCUUCGAAGCUUAAAGUUUACUGAUUUGGAUGCAACGAGACUAAUAGAUGAGCAAGAGAGAUUGCUUCUCCUCCUCAGGUCCCUGCAAGAGCUCCAAUUUAAGUAUUGUUGGGAAUUCGUACAUCUUCAUGCGGGGCUGAGGGGCCUCCCUUCCCUUAAGACGUUGGAGAUCAUACAUUGUAAUCGCAUAUCAGGGCUUCCGAAGGAGGGCCUCCCACCUUCACUGGAAGAACUGGUGAUCGACGAGUGCAACGACGAGUUAUCAGAAAAAUGUAGAUCGCUAGCAACAAGCAAGCUAGCGGUCAAAAUUGACGGGAGCUAUGUGGAUUGAUUACCGAGUCAUCUUUCUAAGGUUUUCUUGUGAUCUUUCAUAAGGUGCCUCCCCACCCCAUCGAGGAAAAAAAAGAAUCCACCGCCCACCAUCCAACACACACUCCAAUGGAACCUAGGCUGAAACUAAGCAAAGAAAGUAAGGCAGAGGAAGUUGACCCGAUUGAAUAUCGAAGCGUGGUGGGAGGCCUGAGGUAUUUGCUGCACACAAGGCCUGAUCUUAGCUUCUCUGUCGGCUAUGUCAGCAGGUUCAUGGAGAGACCUACCAAGGAACAUAUGACAGCAGUGAAACACAUUCUCAGGUAUGUAAAAGGGACUGUUAAUCUUGGGUGCAGCUAUAAAAGGGUCACAAGCAAACCAGAGUUGUUAGGAUAUUGUGACAGUGAUCAUGGAGGCGAUGUCGACGAUCGUAAAAGUACCAAUGGGGUGUUGUACUACUUCGGUCACUGCCCCGUGUCCUGGAUAUCUCGAAAACAGAAAAUUGUGGCACAAUCUUCAUGUGAAGCCGAGUAUGUGGCUGCUGCUGCAGCAGCCUGUCAAGGGGUAUGGUUGGCAAGGCUGAUUAAGGAAUUGUUGUGCUGUGAUGGUGACAAGUUCACAAUCCGUAUAGAUAACCAGUCAGCAAUUCAGUUAUGCAAUAAUCCUGUGUUUUAUAAGAGAACAAACACAUUGACGUGCGCUAUCAUUUUGUCAGAAAUUGCGUUGAAGAGGGCAAGAUAGAAGCGGAGCAUGUCAGAACUCAGAACUGAUGAGCAACAUGCAGACAUCUUGACGAAGCCAUUGGCUAGGCUUCGUUUUCAGUCAUUGAAAGGCAAGAUCGGUAUGCAGGAGGUGGGUUCAGGUCAUCAAGUUUAAGGAGGUGAAAUAUUGUGCUAAUCUUACUGAACCUGAACCUGUUUCGUUUCUGAACUUUCUGAAAAUAAAGCCAGAGGCACGCUGUGUUCGUGCUGCGGCUGAGUAGGACUAGUGGUUAUUUUUUUUGUCAGCCAUGUAAUCGUUGGCCACGAUCUCGUCCGUGGGAUGGCGCGGGUAAAACGGAUCAAGGCCGGCUUGCUAGGAUCAGAAGGAAUAAAAGGGA